AAAAAAUACAAUUCAUCUCUAUGGUGGAUCGACGUGGGGCGUGAACGUCUGCUCUGGGAUACUAUAAAUUAUUGCUGAACAAAAACUAUUUCAGCUGUAAAUAAGGAUUAAAAGAGGAAGAGGAGAGGCUGUGCUGAGAGGAAGCAAUACAAUCAUGUCUUUCGGGAAGGGUGACUUUGGCGACGGCGGGUCGAAUAACAGUUUCUCCACAUACCACGGUAGCGCUGGCAAAGGAUCUGGAUCCACUUCAGAUUUCAAUCGUCUUUCGCAGGGUAUUGCUGGAAAUGUGCACAAAAUCACACAAAAUGUCAGAGAAAUUGAAGGGUACAUUGCUAGACUGGGCACUCAUGAAGAUAAUAAAGGCCUUAGGGGAAAACUGGAUGAAGUACAGCACUAUACCAACCAGUUGGCUAAAGACACAAACAAGAUGCUCAAAGAUCUCAACUCCAUUCCACCUUCAUAUUCAGACCAGAAGCAGCAGAAGAUGCAGAGAGAGCGUCUGACAGGUGAAUUUACCUCGGCACUCAAUCAGUUCCAGAGGGUACAGAGAGAUGCAGCUCAGAGAGAGAGAGAUUCCUACGACAAAGUCAGAACAGGGUCAACGACCUCAGGAGGUUACGAAGAUCAUUCAAGUGAUACACUUAUAGGAGGGUUCGAAAGCUCAAGACAGGAUACAGGUAUGACUCAACAGAGUCAGGUCAGCUAUGAAGACUUUGAAGCUAUCAAGGAAAGGGAAUCACAACUCAAAAAGUUAGAGUCCGAUAUUCUUGAUGUGAACCAAAUAUUCAAAGACCUUGCUACCAUGGUCCAUGAACAGGGAGAUAUGAUAGACAGCAUAGAAGCUAAUGUAGAAUCAGCAGAGGUACACGUAGAACAGGCCAACACACAACUUGAGAAAGCAGUGACAUACCAGAAAAAGGCGAGAAGAAAGAAGUUCCUCCUCCUCAUCUGCUGUAUAAUCCUGGCUGGAGUCAUUGCUUUAAUCCUUUAUCUCUCCUUGCGAUAGAAGCCGUCUGUCCAGUUUCAAAUGCUCAAUGUCGUGGGAAAUGAUUUAAUCAUGGAAUAUAUAUUUGUUGUGUCACUAUUGCAUUGACUGACUCGCAGAAGGCCUCAUUGGAAGUUUUAUUCGCAAUGGAAGGACAGUUAAUAAUAGUAACAUGGACAAGCUCUUCGGAUUUGCGCUUCAUGAUUGUCCAGCGUGGUCAUAAUUGUAUAUGUACAUUGAUAUUAUUGUAUUCCUUACGUCCAGUCUUGUAUAUGUUUGUCGAUGAUUAUAUUUUUAUGAAAUGAUCUUUUCCUACAAAUGAAACGAAGAAAAAAUAUUCGGGGGCCCAUAUCAUAAAGGUUUGCGAUAGAUUGCAAAUAUGAAAGAACCUUUCUGAUUGGUCUAUGAUCAGUGUUAUGGACACAAUGUGCAUUUAACAAGGAGCUUGAUUGGCCUACUAGUAUUUUCGCUUUAGCGUUUGAUUGCAAACCUCUGUGUUAUGAGCCCCUAAAAUCUCCAUUGGAUAUUGCCAUUGGAUGACAAAAGCUUGUAUCUCAUAAAACCACGAGAGGGUAAUGUCUGGACAACCAGACAUUACUAUUUACUUGAUAGAUUAUUUAGUCUUUAGUACCACAAAGGUUUUCUUCAUGCCAUUUCAAGAUAUGAGGUUAUGUCACCAAAAUGGCAAUAUAAUGAUUGACUUUGUCGCAAAAUGAGUUCAAGUGAGAUGAUUUCUUCAACCUGGACUGAUUUUAUUGUGUAUCAUUUUUUAUAUGCAUUAUUGAAAUAUUACAAUUAAUGGCAAUCAUUGAUUUAUGUAUUAACUAUAGAAAGAUAUUUGAUAUUUUAAUUCCUAUUCAAUGAAUUGUUUAUUAACUAUAGAAAGAUAUUUGAUAUUUUAAUUCCUAUUCAAGGAAUUAUUAUGUAUGAUUAACAUGUGGUUUUCAAUGCUAUUCACACCCUUACCCCUCAGUCAAAAGCAAGACGGAAGAAAUUCCUGUUAUUGAUCUGUGUACUGGUACUCAUAGUCGUAGUAGCGCUAAUCAUCUAUUUCAGCGU
Messenger RNA from Lytechinus variegatus (green sea urchin), 2044 nucleotides. RefSeq names its product syntaxin-7-like. Gene Ontology annotation, molecular function: SNARE binding; SNAP receptor activity. The coding region runs from base 155 to 1006 and encodes 283 amino acids. The transcript is spliced from 11 exons. NCBI's taxonomy places the organism in Eukaryota, Metazoa, Echinodermata, Echinoidea, Temnopleuroida, Toxopneustidae. Gene Ontology annotation, cellular component: membrane; SNARE complex; endomembrane system. Gene Ontology annotation, biological process: vesicle fusion; vesicle-mediated transport; intracellular protein transport. The record is from RefSeq and is a predicted model, not a curated record.